Messenger RNA from Varroa destructor (honeybee mite), 1622 nucleotides. RefSeq lists its product as uncharacterized. The record is from RefSeq and is a predicted model, not a curated record. Lineage: Eukaryota; Metazoa; Arthropoda; Arachnida; Mesostigmata; Varroidae.
ACACAUGUUUUGUUAUGUUACCUUUUAGCAAGGCUUCCUUAUUAGCUGUCAAGUUUAUAAACAGUUACGAAUUUUCUAAGGUACCCUGUUGUUCCUACUGAGGCUGACAAACAUGUGAGAAUAUAGCACGACGGUCCAGAUUGGUUGCCCUUUUGUAAAGUUGAGAAUUUUCGGUGCGAAGGGAAAUAUGAGGAAAUGCGGAUCUUAUGUUUGAUUUACUCCAGUCACAAGGAUUUGAGGUGCCUUUUUUCUCCGGAUCUGUCCUGUAAACCUGCCGGUGAGACCAGCAAACAAUGGCAGUUAUCGUUUUGAUAACAAGGGCGGGCUGAUCUUCUAAUGAUGCUGUGCUCAUAGUUAUGCAGAAGAUGCACCAAAACAGAACGCCGAACGAGAAUAUCCUUCUGGUAUAUCAAACAUCUUCCGGUGUUCAGAUGUCACCUAAGGUGUUUGGAAUGAGCAAUCGCACCAUACGAAGGAAAAUUGCUCAAAUGAACGAAUCUGAGGAAGAGCGAAAAAUGCGACUCGAGGCCGAUGCCCGACGAAAGCGGCUGCGCCGAGCAAGUGAGACGUUGGCUGAGCGUCAGCAGCGUUUAGCAACGGCUGCGGAACGCCAACGCGCACGUCGUGCUAAUGAAACUCCAGAAGAACGCAUACGUCGGCUUGCUAUGGAUGCAGACCGUCAAAGAGAGCGUCGAGCCAACGAAUCGCCUAUGGACAGGCAACGCCGACUCGCCAUGGACGCUGAACGCCAACGGGAGCGUCGUGCAAAAGAGUCCGCCGUCGAGAGGCAACAUAGACUAGCGAUGGACGCCGAACGGCAGCGCGAGCGUCGAGCAAACGAAUCUGUUGCGGAACGUCAGAAAAGGCUUGCUUCCGACUCUGAAAGGCAUAUGGAACGCCGAGCCAAUGAGUCGGUUGAACAACGUCAACAAUCACAGCUAGAACAUGAUCAGCAGCAGCCACAGCAGCAACACCAAAGGGUUCUGGAAGCCCCUGAAAGGACGGAACAAUUAAUAGAGGUGAAAUAUAAGGUGGUUGCAAUGCAAGAUGAAUCUGGAUGUGAGUUGAUUAAAACAACGCCAGAUAUUUGCAAUAUGGCCACUACUGGAGUGGCUGGCACGCAGAAUUGUGGCGAAACGACCGUGAAGGCAGAGUACGGUCCUGAGUUGCAGUAUUUGUACGAAGAUUACUCGAAAUUAUCGGGUUUAAACCGACGAUCUGCGCCACUAGCAUGGCACCAGUACCAUACUAUACAUGUGAGAGCGUUGCAAGUGCCAAUAUUAUCCACCACCUCAAUGACACCGGAAUCUAACACUCAUGUAGUUACUGUGGCAUCAGCCCCUGCAGUACCAUCGAUUGAACAGACAGCCUGCACAGAACUCGUUGCUAAAAAUCUUCCGACACAUAUUGUCACCCAGGAGUAACUCAACUCCUAAGAAACACGUCACAAAAACUACUGAAUUAGCUGUUUAAAAGAUAAGACGUGUAUCUAAACGAAGCAUUUAUUGGACUGUAUAUAUGGAGACACGAUAUCCAAGUACGAAACGGCGCAACACAUACGUGGCAUUUUAAGAAGGGACCUAUCCUAUUCCAUAGAAUGCGAGGGAUUUGAAAAAAAAAAA